Molecule: messenger RNA, 1650 nt
Organism: Castor canadensis (American beaver)
Lineage: Eukaryota; Metazoa; Chordata; Mammalia; Rodentia; Castoridae
Gene: Srsf6
Product: serine and arginine rich splicing factor 6
Cellular component (GO): nucleus; cytoplasm
Molecular function (GO): mRNA binding
Source: RefSeq, a predicted model, not a curated record
ACCAUUGUGUGGCUGGACUCGGCCGCCACUGCGGUGUGAGGCGCGUGUUCGGGCUUUCACCGUCCCCGCACCCGCACCGCGGCUACUGCCUUGCGGUCCGCCGUUCGCCAGCCAGCCUUCGGGACCCCGUCCGCCACGGACAUGCCGCGCGUCUACAUAGGACGCCUGAGCUACAACGUCCGGGAAAAGGACAUCCAGCGUUUUUUUAGCGGCUAUGGCCGUCUCCUCGAAGUAGACCUCAAAAAUGGGUACGGCUUCGUGGAGUUCGAGGACUCCCGCGACGCCGACGACGCCGUUUACGAGCUGAACGGCAAGGAGCUCUGCGGCGAGCGCGUGAUCGUGGAGCACGCCCGAGGCCCGCGCCGGGACCGCGACGGCUACAGCUACGGAAGCCGCAGUGGUGGAGGUGGCUACAGCAGUCGGAGAACCUCUGGCAGAGACAAAUAUGGACCACCUGUUCGUACAGAAUACAGACUUAUUGUAGAAAAUCUUUCUAGUCGUUGCAGUUGGCAAGAUUUAAAGGAUUUCAUGCGGCAAGCAGGUGAAGUAACAUACGCAGAUGCUCACAAAGAACGCACAAAUGAGGGGGUAAUUGAAUUUCGUUCCUACUCUGACAUGAAGCGUGCUUUGGAUAAGCUGGAUGGUACAGAAAUAAAUGGCAGAAAUAUCAGGCUUAUUGAAGAUAAGCCACGAACAAGCCAUAGGCGAUCUUAUUCUGGAAGCAGAUCCAGGUCACGCUCUAGAAGAAGGUCACGAAGUAGGAGUCGGAGGAGUAGCCGCAGUAGAUCUCGAAGUGUCUCCAAAAGUCGCUCCCGGUCCAGGUCGAGGAGCAAAGGUCGAUCACGGUCUCGAUCAAAAGGCAGGAAAUCUAGAUCAAAGAGCAAAUCUAAGCCCAAGUCUGAUCGAGGCUCUCACUCACACUCUCGAAGCAGAUCUAAGGAUGAGUACGAGAAAUCUCGAAGCAGGUCUCGGUCUCAAUCUCGGUCCCCCAAAGAAAAUGGAAAAGGUGAUAUAAAGUCAAAGUCCAGAUCAAGGAGCCAGUCCCGCUCCCAUUCACCCCUACCUGUUCCACCCUCAAAGGCUCGUUCUGUGUCCCCUCCGCCAAAAAGAGCUACUUCCAGAUCCCGUUCUAGAUCUCGCUCAAGGUCAAGGUCCAGAUCAAGUUCCAGAGAUUAACCCAGAACUCUGUGUUCUUUGCACACUAUUAUGGAACACUUUUCCUACUUGCUUAGGCAGUUACUCUUACGUGUUUGUACUUGGCCUCUUCUGUGAGAGGAUCUCCUGAAAACAGGAGCACACAAAUUUGAUUUGUGGCCAAAUUUGAUGAAAAAGAUGAGGUUCUAAAAUGGUGGCAUGAAGUCAAAGACCCUCUCUCUCCCUUCUUUGUAGAAUUAAGAUAACUUUGAUUUUAUAGCUUUUGAGCUAAAAUAACUUUUGUAAAGAUUAAGCUCCUUUAGAUUUUUUUUUUUUAAGUAUUUCAGCAGGAUCUGCUGCAGGGGGUUUUGUUGUUUUAUUUGUUCGCUUAUUUUUAAAUUAACUGUUUCAAGCUUUGGAUACUUUCAGGCUUUAGAGGGAGAACCCAAUUUUCAAUUAUGUUGGCUUUUUAUAAAGCUUGAGUUAUGUAAGAUUUAAAUAAAAGUUUGCUACCAA